Photinus pyralis (common eastern firefly) is the source of this 3054-nucleotide messenger RNA. RefSeq lists its product as uncharacterized. The coding region runs from base 1 to 3054 and encodes 1017 amino acids. The transcript is spliced from 3 exons. Gene Ontology annotation, biological process: DNA integration. The record is from RefSeq and is a predicted model, not a curated record. Lineage: Eukaryota; Metazoa; Arthropoda; Insecta; Coleoptera; Lampyridae. Gene Ontology annotation, molecular function: nucleic acid binding.
AUGAGAACUGAAUUCCUCAAACGACAGGUUACAACUAAUGAUAAUGAUGAUAACGAGUCUGUUGCUGGAAGUGUCAUAAGUUCUAAAGAAAUCUCAUAUGAACAUCAAAUUUCUCAACUUUUAAACUUUAUUAAGUUAGAAGUAGAAUCAAUUGAACAGGCUAAAGUUUUGGAAGAUGAGCCUAAAAGCAGCGGACAUUUUAACGAAUACGCGUUUUCGGUCGGGAUUAACGUGGCGAACAUUUUACACGUACAGUGCGAGCUCGAUUGUGAGACUGUUGGUAACGGGUUAGAAAACUUUUGGACUCUUGAAACAAUCGGGAUAAACAAUGAUAACGUGACGGACAAAUCUCAUACAAAACACUUUUUAGAUGAGAAUAUAACUUUUGAAAACGAUAGAUAUUGUGUUGCCAUGCCUUGGAUAGAGCCAAACGUACGGGUUGAUUCUAACUUUAACGGUGCCUUCAAUAGGCUAAAGUCAUUAACGCGCAAACUCAACGAACGCGGCAAACUUCGGGAAUACGAUUGUGCGAUGCGUGAAUACAUGAACAAUGAUUGUGCCGAACUUUUACCGGAAGUGACAAAUGACAUUCGAAUUUAUUUUAUGCCGCACCGGGCGGUAUAUCGGGAUGACAAAGACACUUCAAAAUUAAGGAUCGUGUUUGACGCGUCGGCGCACGCCCCUGGUAUGCCUUCGUUAAAUGACGUACUUUUGCAAGGCGAAAAUUUAGUGCCGUUUCUUUUACGAAUUUUAAUGAACUUUCGUGUCGGACGAGUUGCAUUUACAGCCGAUAUCGAGAAAGCUUUCUUGCAAAUCGCUAUAGCAGAACGCGAUCGUAAUUCUCACAGUUUUUUGUGGUAUAGCGUUCCUAUUGAUGACGUCAAUAAUCUUCCACGAAUAUCAAAAUACCGAAUGAAACGUGUAACGUUUGGGAUUAAGUGCAGUCCCUUCUUGCUGGCGGUUACACUUAAGAAACUUUUACAAUCGCAGCCGGAAAAUCUAGCAGACACUUGCGAAAUUCUGAGGUCUUCAUUCUAUGUGGAUGACUUGGUAGUAGCAGUUGAUAACGUAACUCAAGCCAAACGUAUUUACCAAGAGUCUAAAGAAAUUUUAGCUAAGGCUAAUAUGAAUUUACGUAAGUGGAACAGCAAUAACGUUUCGCUCAGAAAAUUGAUGAAAUGCGAGGAAAACGUUAAUGCCAAGAAAGUACUUGGAAUUUUAUGGUACCAUAUCGAUGACGAGUUAGCAGUAGAUAUAACUUCAAUUUUAAAUGAAAUCGAUAAUAAAUCUAUAACGAAACGUGGGGUGCUACAAAUAGUAUCGAAAAUUUAUGAUCCACUUGGCUUUAUGAGUCCCUUUUUGGUAAGAGCAAAGAUAUUGCUCCAAGAAAUUUGGAAACUUAAGGUCGACUGGGAUUCAACCACACCUGAUAAUAUCACCAAUGAAUGGUUGAGAUGGUGUUUUGAACUGAAAUCUUUGAAACAUUUUUCGUUUACCAGAUGUGCACUCGAAGACAGAAACUCCGAAGUUUCACUUCACAUUUUUGCGGACGCGAGCCCAAAGGCGUAUGGAGCAGUGGCGUAUCUCAGAGUAGUUAACGAAAACGAAGUCGAAUGUAACUUUAUCAUGUCUAAGGGUAGAGUAGCUCCAAUUGACAAAAAGGGAGAUAAGAGCUUAACGUUACCAAAACUGGAACUCACCGCGGCAGUCUGUGCAACUCGACUUCAGAAAUUUAUACUUGAAAAUAUUGACGUUAAAUUUCAUUCCUGCACUUUGUGGACAGAUUCGAAAAUAACGAUAUAUUGGAUCAUGGGCAAAGCUGACAGGUGGAAACCGUAUGUUCGCAGUCGUGUAACUGAAAUUAAGAAGAACUCAGUUGGAGUAUGGCGCCAUUGUCCAGGGGCAGAGAAUCCAGCAGAUUUACUAACGAGGGGUGUAACAUCUAAAGGUCUUAUGACAUCGGAAGUUUGGAAACAUGGACCUAAUUGGCUGAAAUUUAAACCAGAAGAAUGGCCUGAAGAAGAUAUCGCGAUAGGAUCUGAAGCAUCUGUUUUGCUAGUACAAGGAGAAGAAGUAAUCCAGAAUAACGAACCAAUCUUCAAACUUGAGAGAUUUAGUAGUUUGGAGAAAAUCUUUCGCAUUACCGCUUAUGUUAAAAGAUAUUACCAUAAUCUAAGAAAUAAAAAGAACAAAAGAACUGGAAGCUUGAAGGCUCAAGAGUUAAAGGAGGCUGAAAGAUAUUGGAUAAAGGUAACUCAAGGACAGCAUUUUUCAAGUGAAAUAGCUGACCUAAGGCGAGGUAAAAAAAUUGAACCCUCUUCUCGAGUUUUAACGCUAAGUCCCUUUCUUGAUGAAGACGAUAUAAUGAGAUUAGGAGGCCGUUUACAGGAAAGCUCCUUACCGUACCAAACGAAAUAUCCUGUGGUGUUACCUAAAACGUCAUUUCUAACGGAUAAACUUAUUUCGAACUCUCAUGUUUCCACAAUGCAUGGUGGAGUAAACGUGACGAUGGUACAUAUAAGAAAACGAUUUUGGAUUUUACAAUGCAGGCAAAGAGUAAAAUCUAUACUGAGCAAAUGCAUAAUUUGCAAGAGAUUACGAGCAAAACCUGGCAAUGAACCUUUUGCACCCUUACCAAGAAGUAGGGUGUCUUCAGCAGAACCAUUUAAGGUAACGGGCCUAGAUUUCGCUGGACCUCUAUACAUUAUCAACGAAUCGAGGCGGCAAAAGGCUUACAUCAUGCUGUUAACGUGUGCUGUGGUACGUGCCGUACAUCUUGAAAUAGUUCCUAAUCUAACAGCAGAGAGCUGUAUUAACGCAUUUAGACGGUUCAUUUCAAGAAGGGGAGUUCCGGAUAUCAUUUAUUCCGACAACGCGAAAACAUUUAAGAGAACAGCUUUAGAAUUGAAAGAAUUAUACAAAAUAAUUUGCACCGAUAAAUUUCAAAAUUUUGUCACAGGACGUCGCAUUGAAUGGAGAUUUAUUGUGGAGCGCGCCGCGUGGUGGGGCGGAUUUUGGGAACGGAUGGUCAAAACUAAAUUGAAGCUACGGUGA